AGUUCAGGAAGUAUUUUCUUAUCAGUUAGAUUAAUGCCAAACGACCAUAAAUAUCAUAUUGUGGGUGUCACCAAUUACGUAUACUACUUUAAUUACGUAGAUUGAUAAGAAAUUGCUAUAAGUAUAUAUAUUAACACGGUAUUAAAUAACAAGAACUUAAUAACAAUAUAAUACGACAGUGAAAAUAAAGAAAACCAAAAAUGGUUCUGCGUCAUCGUGUACAGGGAUACGAAAAUUUCUUUAAAUUCGUUGAAAAUUUGAAAGUUAACGAACCGGUUUAUGUACUUUAUAGCGGUACAAAACUUCCUAAUGGCAAAAGUUGGUGUUCUGACUGUGUCGAAGCUGAACCUUUUAUAGAAGAAGGAUUUAAGGCUGCGCCUGAAACAGUGCAUUUAGUUGAAGUUGAAGUUGGCGAUCGACCAUACUGGAAAGAUCUGACUUGUCCAUUUCGUACGAAUUCCACAACAAAGUUGAAAGUUUUGCCAACAUUAGCAAGAUGGGGUACACAGAAACGCCUGGAAGGUGACCAGUGCCUAAAAGUUGACCUGAUUGAAAUGUUACUGACAGAUGAGGAUAAUUAAAUAAUUCAGGUUUGUACAUUGCAUUAAUAAAAUAUAAAAUGUGCAACUCUGUAAGGCUCCUAUGUUAAACAUUCUGUCUAAAGUUGUUUGCUAUAAAAUUGUUUUAUUGUUAAAAACCUUAGGA
Molecule: messenger RNA, 705 nt
Organism: Colletes gigas
Lineage: Eukaryota; Metazoa; Arthropoda; Insecta; Hymenoptera; Colletidae
Product: thioredoxin domain-containing protein 17-like
Exons: 3
Coding region: 201-581 (126 amino acids)
Cellular component (GO): cytosol
Molecular function (GO): protein-disulfide reductase [NAD(P)H] activity
Source: RefSeq, a predicted model, not a curated record